Messenger RNA from Melanotaenia boesemani (Boeseman's rainbowfish), 3720 nucleotides. RefSeq names its product centrosome and spindle pole-associated protein 1. Gene Ontology annotation, cellular component: centrosome; microtubule; spindle pole. Gene Ontology annotation, biological process: positive regulation of cytokinesis. Lineage: Eukaryota; Metazoa; Chordata; Actinopteri; Atheriniformes; Melanotaeniidae. The transcript is spliced from 24 exons. The coding region runs from base 355 to 3024 and encodes 889 amino acids. The record is from RefSeq and is a predicted model, not a curated record.
ACGGACAUCUAGUGGCAGUUUUUGGAAACGCAGGCACCUCUGUUAAGCCCUUAUUCAUAUUGGUUUCGGUUCUUUAAUUGAGUUCAGAUAAAUUUCGACAGGCCGUCUGAAUUGGAUUAGAUUAGAAUAAACAUUUACUAAAACAAAUGAGUCAAUUGUGAAUAUUAAUUUCAAGUUUAUCUUUGAAGCCUUUGUUUAAAUUUGUGUUUGCAGAGUCAGUUAGCCUCCAGGGACAUGGUUUGUGUCAUGGUUGUCCCUAGCAACUCAUGAUGCUUUGCGCCUUCCGCAGUAGUACAGAGCGAGUGUCAGGUGUAAAGUCAAGCACCAGUGUCGUGCAGUAAAUAACACUGGAAUAUGCCUCCAGCAUCAAGAGCACACGAGAUGACACCUAAUGCAGACAUAGGUUUGGGCUUAACUUUAGUUUUAGGAGCCGACUAUGAAAAGAAGAAGCAGAAACUUUUGCAAGAGUUGCAGCUGGACUACAAAGAUCAUGUUGCCAAGGAAAGACUGAGAGAAGAGAGGAAAAAAGAGUAUAACUUCUUCCUUCAGGGGCAAUCUCAAACUAGGACGUUAAAGAGGGGAACAACUCCUGUUACAACUAAGCCUGAACUUGUACAGUCACAUGCUGUGAACGUAACUUCACAAGGCCCUCCUUUAGCCUUACUCAGUACUCACACAAACAUAUCACCUCCUCACACUGAGCACCUUGCAUCCAAGAGGGAUGUGGCCACUAUGACUGAGGUUGCAGAUAAAGGAAGAAGCAGAAGGACUUGGAAUCAAAGCUCUCAGAGGCAAAGGAGAUGGAAAAUCCAUAUGCCAAAAAAGCCUCACAGCUCUGAGGAGAUGGACACAGAUGAGGAGGAAGAUUUUGAUUUCAGACACAGGAGGAGGCAAGACAGACGCUCUGAAAAGCCCAAGAACAAAGAAGAGAAGAAAUCCCGAGAACGCAGAAUGAACAGAGCUUUCCAGGACAUAACAGAGAUGCCCCUUAAAAGAGAGGCCCCUGUUGUUCAUGAUCAGAUCCACAGUAACAGUAUCUGGAAGUCAAAUAAACAAAUGGCAGAGAACAAGAGGACGACUGUGAGAACUGAGUUUGCAACUGGACUCUUGAUUGGAGCAAUAGAAGAUCAAACAGUCACUCAGAUGAGAAAAGAACAGUAUAAGCAAGAGUUGCUGAGACAAAUUGCUGAACAACAGAAGAAUAAAAUGAAGGAGAAGAAACUAGAGCUGAUGGUUGGUGUUACUGGAAUCACAGACCAUGAGAAAGAGUCUGACCGAACAAAACAGCCUAGGACUGCAUAUCAGCAGUGUGACAGCUUGAGACGGUUUCAAGUAGAUCUGGAGGCUGUUGUUAAGGAUUCAAAUCCAGGGCUUAAAGAUAAAAAACCCCUUCUGAACACAGAGCAGAGAGCUCCCCUGAGGAAGUCCCAGAUGGACUUCAGCACAGCGCUCACUCAUCUGCCAAGAAAAACAGUGGAUGAAUCUGGGAUGGUAUCAUUGCCAGGUGUCCCACCACUGGACUACCUCAGUGAGGACUACCACAGGAACUUCACACGCUUGCUUGGAGAGGUGGCCCUCCCAAGGCUUGCCGGUGUUGCUCCACCUCUUCCUCCCAUUGUUCCCAACACUUACAAGACUCCAUAUGAUGCAGCCAGGAAUCCAUUAGACCCAGAGCCUCAAAAUCAGAAAGCUCUCCCUGGGGAAGUGCAGCAAUCUGAACAUUUUGAGAUUCCUCCACAACAGCCACUUCCUCUUAGAGCCAAUAGCCAAGACAAAGCAUCCUCUUCAUCUGUGGAGGGACUUUGUGUGGACAAGUCCAAGUCGAGGAGUCAACUGAGCUACCAGGAGGCACUAAAACAGCAGAUCAAAGAAAGAGAUAUGCAUAAAAAAAGAGAAAAAGAGGAGGAGGAGCAACUUGAAAUGAAACUGAAGGCUGAGAUGAUGACAUACAAUCCCUGGGGGAGAAGUGGAGGAGGGGCUCCGAUAAGAAAUCAAAAUGGAAAUCUUGUUAGUGACCUGAAUCAAAUGCACAGGAUCAAUAAUAAUAAUAACAUGUCCACUCUAGAAGUCACAGCUGGGUCUCCCAUCUGUUGUGAUGAUCAGUCACCUUCACAACAGCUCCUCGCACAGCUAAGGUACAAAGAAGACCUGAAACAACAAAUGGAGGAAAACGCGAGAAAACGGGCAGAGGAGCAAGAACGUAUCAGGAUUAAAGAGGAGAAAGAGGAAAAGAGGCUGGCGGAGGAGAGGGCUCGCAUACAACAAGAGUAUGAGGAGGAGCUGCAGAAACAAAAAAGAAUGAUGAACAAAUUUCAGAUCCAAGAACCCAAAACACAUCUCACAGCGAAGGCCAAGUUCGUAAAGCAAAACAAAGAUAUGCUGCCUCAGAGUGCCAGGACCAGAGGCGAAAAAAGCUCACAGUUGGUUUAUGAGAGAGCGCCAUCUCCUCCCAUCCCAAGUCUACAGAAAAAACAGAAAAAUCUUGUGACAUCAAGGCCUUCUUCUGUUGUGAGCCAGCUAUCUUGUACUGAGCACUCAGUGUCAGCACCACACAGCCAACCACUUCCUACACGAUUGCCACCAUUAAACAAGGGUCAGCAGGAAGUGAUCAAAGAAUUGUCAACCCUCCGUAGAUAUCUAAGAAAAGAGCAGAGAAAACUGGCGCUUCAACGGGGAUUGAGAAAUCCAGGGGAGACUUAUCCUUCUCCCCCUAACAGUCGACAACCUAGAGUGGAUGCCUUUGGAUCUGCAAAAAAGAAAGCUGUUCAGUCUUCAGCUAGGAGUCUGUACCCUGCUGCACAUUUUGAUAAGCAAAACAUAAGGGACUUCAACCAGCUUGAGUACAGAGAUGCCAACUGUGUUGAUGCAUGUGAAGAGUGGAUUUACCAGCAGGGAUCCCCUCAGUCCACAAGGAAGCAUCAAGAGAGGAUAGCGUCACUGAUGAGACUUACCUGUGAAGAGGUACACAAUUGUGAGGAUCAGAGACAAUUAGUCUCUGAUGUAACUGAAAGUCAUGACCCAUAAUCAGCACCACAGCACGAGACCAGACUCAGACUGUGGUGAUCACAACAGCAGCUCAGGAGAGAGUAAACCGUUCACCGUUAGCUGUCUGCAUUUUUACCUCAGUGCUAAUAAAAACUAAGAUACAAGUCAGUCUGGCAGAUAAAGCGAUAGUCGUUUUGUCCCAACGAAGAAUUUGUACUCUUGUAGUUUCUUUUCGUUCCUUUAAAUUUCAUAUACAUCACUCAGAUUAAAAGAUUAAAUUAGCUACAUGCCAUAUUUUAGUUUGCUUUACUGUUUUUGACAUAUUUCUGCAGGAUGUGCAUAAUUAUCUUUACAUUCUCCCCAGCUUUUCAACAAAGCAUUGCCUUAAAAAAACAUUUUUAACAUGUGGAAAUGAUAGACCAAAAGCUGCUUAAUCCAAAUGUGAAGCAUGUUUUAUCGCCUUAAGAAAUAUGUGACAGAUAAGCCUCUGUACUUUUCAGAAAGGGCUAUCUGGUGAUAAAUUGGAUUCCUUGUUUCUGUGCAUCUCCGUGGAGACUGUCGCCACAGAGCCCUGGCUCGAGCCCAGAACAUCAGAUACUGUAAAACGCUUGAACUGGAAAGAAGCCAAACAGCAGGAUGGAGACUCCACCCCUAAUGAUACACCAUGUCACAUACAGUAGCUCCCGUGAGCUGGUCUUGAAUGGUUACAGCUUGAAAUCUGCAUCUUACAGCAUC